Balaenoptera musculus (blue whale) is the source of this 3272-nucleotide messenger RNA. RefSeq names its product fibrillarin like 1 (gene FBLL1). Lineage: Eukaryota; Metazoa; Chordata; Mammalia; Artiodactyla; Balaenopteridae. Gene Ontology annotation, biological process: box C/D sno(s)RNA 3'-end processing; rRNA methylation. The transcript is spliced from 5 exons. The coding region runs from base 2131 to 3156 and encodes 341 amino acids. Gene Ontology annotation, molecular function: histone H2AQ104 methyltransferase activity; rRNA methyltransferase activity; RNA binding. The record is from RefSeq and is a predicted model, not a curated record. Gene Ontology annotation, cellular component: box C/D methylation guide snoRNP complex; Cajal body; nucleolus.
AGAACACAACCUUCAUUACCAUUUAUUCUAGAAAAACAAAUGCUUAAUAAACAUGAAUGGUAUUGCACCAUGCUGUUUCCAAGGGUCUCCAAGCUCAAAGGAGCCUUAGAUAUGAUCUUAAUGAGUUAUGACAAUAGCUACCAUUUAUGACUGGUAUGCACAGAGCCCAUGUCCACAGAAUAAAGGAUAAAUUGAGAAUAAAUAUCUAACCAAAGAGAGAAGAAUAGCAAUGAGAAGACAAAUUAUUAAAAAGAAGCCAAGUAGAAGUUCUGGAGUUGAAAAGUAUAACUGAAAUGAAAGAUUUGCUAGAGGGGCCCAACAGCAGAUUUGAGCAGAUAGAUAGAUGAAAGAACUUAAAGAUAGGCCAAAUUGAAAUUAUACAGUCUGAGAAAGAAUUAUAUUAAUGCCUAGAAUGAAAUUUUUAAAAAAUGAACAGAGCCUAAGAGGUGACCUAUAGGGCACCAUCAAAAGUACCAACAUAUGUAUAAUGGGAGUCCCAGAUGAGAGGAGAGAAAGGCAUAAAAUAUUUGAAGAAAUAAUGGCUAAAAAUUUCUCAGAUUUGAUGAAAAACGUUAAUCUACACAUAGAAGAAGCUUAAUGAACUCCAAAUGGGAUAAACUCAAAGAGAUCCUUUUUGAAAUACGUAAUCAAACUGUUGAAAGACAGACAAAUUGGAAAUCUUGAAAGCAACAAGAGAGAAGCUACUCAAAUCACAUGCAAGGGAUCCUCAAUAGCAGUGGUCCCCAAUUUCAGCAACAAUUUUUCCACAGACGGGGUGGAGGGUAAUGGUUCAGGCGGUAAUGCGAGUGAUGGGGAGCAGUAGGUGAAGCUUUGCUCGCUUGCCAGCUGCUCACCUCCUGCCGCAUGGCCCGGUUCCUAACGUUCAGUUAUUUCGCCUUCAUCAGUUGUCUGUGUCACUGAAUGAGAACUGCUAAGGAAUGAAAGAGUUUAAACCCUUUACUUCGGACCACACUCAGCCUGUCUGCAUCCCUCUGAUUGAACCACGAAGGGAGGAGGGAGGCGUCCCGGGGCUGCUGCUCACCACCGACACCCACCCUAUCUAGCACACUUUUGGUCACCAGGAUUUUACCAGGUGAUACUGCAGUGAAGACUCUUGGGUAUAAAUCUUGGCACAGAUCCAUGAUCAUUCUCCUUCUAGUAAACACCAAGAGGUGGAAUUGUGGAGUCAGAAGUACUUUUCAGAUUCCUGCCUUUUCCUUCUAGCCCACCUGGAUUUCAGGCCAGCCUUUGUACCCAUCCCAGGUGCAUCACCGAUCCCCAUGGCUUUAAGAUCUCCUGUUUCCAUGGCCCUGCACCUGGUGGACUGAGAGGGAUGCCAGCUGCUCUUUCUUUGCAGGGCACAGAGCUCUGAGUAGCACACCAAGAUGUGCAGGAACCUGGAAGCUGAGAACCCUUACAUAUUCUGAGUCUCUGAGUCAUUGAAGAAAAAGAAGCCACAGGAUGUUGGUGUGUGAGCCGUGCAGUGACCGUGUGGAGCGAACCUGCCACAGAUCUUCAAUGGACAUGAAAUAUGGAAUAAUGAGACACAGGUCAAGAAACUUGCCCAAGUUCAGACAAGACCCUUGGAGAAGGUCAGGUAAGCUUUCUGAGACCACACAGCAAGCGAGUGGUGCAGCAAGUACUGAAGCCGAUGUUUGUCUCCCCCUCUCCUGCCAAGGAGAACUGCCAGGGGUCCCUGAGAAAGCAGAAGAUGGGGAAGAGGGAAGGGAGCAGGCUGCGUCUGCGCGCGUGCUGGGAAGCGGGGGCUUCCGGGGCUGCAGGGUCGCCAUAGCGGGUGUGAUGCAAUCACGCCCGUCGCUGCGUCAACGGGCGGCUCCAGGGAUGCGGGGACUGCAGUAGAGCUGGUCCCCACUGCCGCCCACCUCGUCCCUGCCGCCCACCGCGGCUAACCCGGCAGGCAACCGCUGUCGCUAACCUUCGUCCAGCGUCAGGACCACCGCCCCGGAGCCACCAGCGACCCCGACAACAUCUCUCAGACACCGGCAACCCUGACAACCGCCCCCAGGUACCGGCGGUCCCUGACAACCACUCCGAGCCACCGGUAACCCUUGACAACCGCCGCCAGCCCCUCCCACCCCCUCCCCCGCCACCCGGCGCCUGGGGCGCGCCAUGAAGUCGGCGGUGAGCGCGCGCGGUGGGGUGUCUGGCGGCCGCGGGGGUGGCUGCUGGGGCGGAGGACGAGGAGGCGGAGGAGGAGGGGGCAAAGGAGGAGGCGGGGGCAAAGGAGGAGGCAGGGGCAAAGGAGCAGGAGGCGAUGGCGGCGGCCCGGGGGGCAAGGGCGGCUUCGGAGCGCGAACGCGCGGCUUCGGAAGCGGCAGGGGCCGGGGGCGUGGUGGCGGAGACGGCAGGGACCGCGGAGGCGGCGGGCAGCGGCGUGGCGUGGCCAAGAGCAAGAACCGCCGCAGGAAGGGCGUCACCACGGUAUCCGUGGAACCGCACCGGCACGAGGGGGUCUUCAUCUAUCGCGGGGCGGAGGACGCUCUGGUCACACUGAACAUGGUGCCCGGCCAGUCGGUGUACGGCGAGCGGCGGGUCACGGUGACCGAGGGCGGCGUGAAACAGGAGUACCGCACGUGGAACCCCUUCCGCUCCAAGCUGGCCGCGGCCAUACUGGGCGGGGUCGACCAGAUUCACAUCAAGCCCAAGUCCAAAGUGCUGUACCUGGGUGCCGCCUCGGGGACCACCGUCUCCCACGUCUCCGACAUCAUCGGCCCUGACGGCCUAGUCUACGCGGUCGAGUUCUCCCACCGCGCCGGCCGCGAUCUGGUCAACGUGGCCAAGAAGAGAACCAACAUCAUCCCAGUCCUCGAAGACGCCCGGCACCCCCUCAAGUACCGCAUGCUCAUCGGGAUGGUGGACGUGAUCUUUGCCGAUGUGGCCCAGCCAGACCAGUCCCGCAUCGUGGCUCUGAAUGCCCACACCUUCCUGCGCAACGGGGGCCACUUCCUCAUCUCCAUCAAGGCCAAUUGCAUCGACUCCACCGCAUCUGCCGAGGCAGUGUUUGCUUCUGAGGUGAGGAAGUUGCAGCAGGAGAAUUUGAAGCCUCAAGAGCAGCUGACCCUGGAGCCCUAUGAGAGGGACCACGCUGUGGUCGUCGGGGUCUAUCGGCCCCCUCCCAAGAGCGCCAACAAGUAGCAACCCAGCUCGGGCUGUCCCUGAGAUAAUGCCUAAGGCUGUGCUGUGUUCAGUGUUACUAUAUGUGUGUUUUCUCUGUGCACCGCUUUUCUAUUAAAUGGCAUAAAGAAACAGUA